Molecule: messenger RNA, 1455 nt
Organism: Xenopus tropicalis (tropical clawed frog)
Lineage: Eukaryota; Metazoa; Chordata; Amphibia; Anura; Pipidae
Gene: kin
Product: Kin17 DNA and RNA binding protein
Biological process (GO): DNA damage response; DNA replication
Cellular component (GO): cytoplasm; nucleus
Molecular function (GO): DNA binding
Source: RefSeq, marked provisional
CGUUGCUUGAGGGACUGGGGCUGAUUUCUGGUUCAGCUGCCGGAGAGCAGGCUUGGCCAUGGGGAAAGCAGACUUCCUUACUCCGAAGGCAAUCGCAAAUCGUAUCAAAUCGAAAGGACUCCAGAAACUGCGAUGGUACUGUCAAAUGUGUCAGAAACAGUGUCGGGAUGAGAAUGGCUUUAAAUGCCACUGCAUGUCUGAGUCGCACCAAAGACAACUGCUCCUUGCUUCUGAAAAUCCUCAGCAGUUUAUGGAUUAUUUUUCAGAUGAAUUUCGCACAGAAUUUUUAGAAUUGCUAAGGCGUCGGUUUGGAACCAAGAGAGUACAUAAUAAUAUUGUCUACAAUGAAUAUAUCAGCCAUAGGGAGCAUGUACACAUGAAUGCCACCCAGUGGGAAACACUUACAGACUUCACCAAAUGGCUUGGCCGAGCAGGUUACUGUAAAGUGGAUGAGACUCCAAAGGGCUGGUACAUUCAGUAUAUAGACAGAGAUCCAGAAACAAUUCGCAAACAGCAGGAACAGGAAAAGAAGAAAAAACAAGAUCUAGAUGAUGAAGAGAGAACUGCUAAAUUUAUUGAGGAACAAGUUAAAAAGGGCUUGGAAGUCACUGAACAGAACACCCCUACCUACACUGAAUUAAGCAGACAGAAUGAGGAAGAGAAAGUUGCAUUCAAUUUAAACAAAGGAGCAAGCACUUCAGGAACAGCUACAACUAAGUCAAGUUCUCUUGUAUCCAAUGCACUUAAGUCUGCUGCUGUUAUGGGCUCAGUAAAACGAAAAGACACCUCUCAGGUGCAACCAAAGGAAAAGAAGAAGAAAUCUGCCCUUGAUGAGAUUAUGGAGAUGGAAGAAAAAAAGAAGAAGACAGAGCGCACAGAUUUUUGGUUACAGCCAGAAAUUGUUGUAAAAAUUGUUACGAAAAAAUUGGGAGAAAAAUACUACAAGAAAAAAGCUGUAGUAAAGGAAGUGAUUGACAGAUACACUGCAGUUGUGAAACUUGUUGAUUCUGGAGAUAAAUUAAAGCUGGAUCAGACCCAUUUAGAGACAGUUAUCCCAGCACCAGGAAAGAGAGUUUUUGUUUUAAAUGGUGGUUACAAAGGAAAUUUUGGCAUCCUAGAUUGCAUCAAUGAGAAGAGCUUUUCGGCUACAAUAGAAAUUGACUCAGGACCAUUAAAAGGACGGAAAGUGGAAGGCAUCCCAUAUGAAGACAUAUCCAAAGUUGCCUAGAUGUAUUAAAUAUGACCAGACCUGUGUCUGCUGGAAAGAUACAAAACUCUACUGUGUCAGAGUUUUAAUAUUUUAAGUACAUAAAGAACAAAAAUAGCAAAAUGGUUGGGCUGCACACUUUGGGUUAUUGUUAAAUAUUUCAUUACCCCAGAUUUAAAUAUUUUGCUGUAAUGGUUUCCCAGCUGUUUACUUAUUUGGAACAUUAAAUAUAUGUUUUUACAAUAUAA